CCUCCUCAUCCCCCCCGCCUCCCCCCACCACCACCACUCCUGCCUCCUCCUCCUGCUCCGACAGAGACAGGCAAAAGGCGGAGGAGGAGCAACGGACCUCGCAGUCAACAGACGCGGGGUGUGCAGCAGUAGGUCGGUCGGUAGGCUACACGGGCAGAAGCCACGGAGGGAGGAAGACAUCACCUCACGGCUGUUUUCCAUUGACCAGUAAAGAGCCGGCAGAGAGAGGAACAGUAGAGAAGGCGAGCACUGGCGGAGAGGAUAAUUGCGUUUCUGGCUGCCCUGUGGGAACAUGGGAUAUAUGACCUCAUCAUUCACCUGUGAGGCUCUCAAGUAAACAACUCCAGACAGAAGGAUGACGGAAGCCGCUGUAGAGAGUGCAGAUGUCCUCCUAAAAACCUGUGACGUGACAUCAUGUGAUGUCAUCACCUGCUCCUCCCCUUCAACAUGUCAGACCCUGUGCAUGCAGAAGGAGGACGAUGAGUGUCGCCAUGAUUGUAAGAAGCUGGAGCAGCAGAAACUGUGUAACCAGGUGCAACCAAAGAAAAAAGUUAAGGCCAAAGGAAAGUUAGUGCGCAGCAUGGCUGUCUGCGAGGAGUCCUCACCAUUUGAAGAAACCCAGGCAUCUCCAGACACAACCAUCUCAUCUAGCUGCCAUGACAACGAGAGAACUUCUUGUAAGGAGGAAGGGCAGGAGAAGAGCCCAGAACCAAAGAAACAUUCACUGUCCAAAGAGUCCAGCCUGGAGUACACUGACUCCACUGGCAUAGACCUGCACCAGUUUAUUGUCGACACCCUCAACAGCAACCCCAGAGACCGCAUGAUGCUGCUUAAACUGGAGCAGGACAUGAUCGACUUCAUCACCAGCAAUAGUCCCUUUAAGAAGUUCCCUCAUAUGUCAUCCUACCACCGUAUGCUGGUCCAUCGGGUGGCGGCCUACUUCGGCAUGGAGCACAAUGUAGAUCAGACAGGCAAGUCUGUCAUCAUCAACAGGACCAGCAGCACACGCAUACCGGAGCAGCGUUUCCUGGACGAGAUACACAAGGACAAAACAGAAGAGAUCCAUAGGUGGAAAAUUAUUUUGAAAAGAGACAACAGCUCAGAUGACCAGACCCGACUUCACCCAUUACAGGAGAAGCAAAGCAAGUCAGUGGAGGAGAGAGAGGAGGAGUAUCAACGUGUGCGAGACCGAAUCUUCAACCAAGAGCCACUCUGCACCCAGGAGGGCACCCAUGCAGAAACCAGGACUGCGGAGGAGUACAAUCCGUAUGCCGAGACCCAGAGGAGAAGGCAGCUCUUCAGGGGGAGCCGUGACAGCUCAGGCUCCAGCUGGACAGGCAGCAGCAGGCAGAGUAGCACCGACACUGACUGUCGCUACGGCAACGACCCCCCGCCAUGGAGCAGCAUGGACUCCGAUUCCUCGUACCAGUGGACAAGUCCCGCCACGAAACCCCACCAACCAGCAAACCACAGCUGGGAUGGAACCUCUGGAUCCAUCGCUCUCUACAGACUGCCACCCGCCUGUCCCCACCCUCCGACUCCUCCCGUUGUAGAUGAGCCGGCUCCGAACUACAUCAUGGAGAAUGGGAUCCCACCAGGAAGCAUACUAGUGAACCCACAUACUGGGCAGCCUUUCCUGAACCCUGAUGGAACCCCUGCUGUGUACAACCCUCCAGACAGUCAGCAGCCAAUCAGGAGCCAGACUCAGCUUCAAGGCUCUCCCUCUCAGCAGCAGGUGGUUCAGUACUCAUCUGUCUCUUACACAGCUCCACAGAUGUUGCCUGUCGCUCCCUCACAGCCAUACUCCACAAUUGAAGAGCUCUCCUCGCAGUUCGCUCACGUGAGCUGUCAGUCGGCAGUUGAAGCCCCGCCCCCCUACCCUCCCAGUCAGGGUUACAUCUAUGCAGCUCCUCCCCCUCCUCCUCCCCCUCCCAACCCCCCCAGCUACUGCCAGCCCUCACCUCAGGUGCCUGUUUAUUACUAUGGCCAGUACCCUACCUCAGCUCAGCACCCAUGCAGGCCUGUCUCUCCCAGCCAGCACAUCCACAGUCAAGCAGUGCAACCAACAGCAGGUUACGCUCCUGCUGUGGGGUUGCAGCAGCAGUCUUCACACAACCAGGCUCAGGCUGUGCUGGGAACCUACUCACCAAUAACCUCUCAUCAGCGUAGCAUGGUUCAGGGAGGUGUUUCAGUGUCCUAUCCCCAAAGUAAAGUUGUGACCGCGGUCGGUGGGGAGCCGGGUUACUGCUGCGUGGUUCCCCCACCCUCCCACCACAGCAGCUGCCUGCCUCCCAGCUGCGCCAACCUCAGCGGCCCGGCCUGGAGCGCACCGUACUGAUGAUGCCUCGGCGGACGGAUGGAGUGAUGAUACUUAAGUUCCUGCGUGAACUCACAAAUCGCACAUACACAUGCACACACACACACACUCAACACAAACACUGUUUUUCACACUCCCUCACCCACUUCACCUACACCCGCCUUCUUCCUGACGGUGCCCACAGGGUACUUUGUUCACACUCAUAACUAGCAUGUGCACUCACUCACUCACACACACACACACAGCAUACACCCACUCACAUACAUAAAUGUACCACUGUACCAAAGCUUAAUAGUAUAUAUCAGAGCUGCUGUAUUGAAUGCAUAAUUUAUAUACACAAAUGGAGUUUUAUAUAUUGAUAUUAAAUUAUAUAUUGUGUUUUAAGGAAAUGCACUGUGUGAAUAGAAUAAAGUGCUGUGGCUGGAUUGACGACGUCACAUUUCUAUAUCA
Messenger RNA from Acanthopagrus latus (yellowfin seabream), 2767 nucleotides. It is a transcript of the gene arpp21, whose product is annotated as cAMP-regulated phosphoprotein, 21. The record is from RefSeq and is a predicted model, not a curated record. Bases 356 to 2338 code for a protein of 660 amino acids. Gene Ontology annotation, molecular function: nucleic acid binding. Gene Ontology annotation, cellular component: cytoplasm. NCBI's taxonomy places the organism in Eukaryota, Metazoa, Chordata, Actinopteri, Spariformes, Sparidae. The transcript has 20 exons.